GAGGUGGUGGUAGCCCGGUGGUUUCCUAGGGCGGUAAUGAUUCGCGGUCCCCGCAGUCAGUGCCGCAUCCGAAUACAGAAAGGAGUAGCCUAAUAUAACAGUGCUACACACUUUGUAAUAUAUCAUUAUAUAUACGUAUUUUUCAAUAGCGAACGAGCGAAAAUAAAAAUCAGCCAAAAUGUUUAAAAGUCAUUUAGAUAUGAUAGGCAGGAACGAGCCUGUCUCCAAAAAAGCAAAAUUCUGGCAGUCCUAUGUCCGAUCUUUAAAAGGAUCUGACGAUAUUCGGGCACCAGAAAGCGCUCGUACACCACGUAGCAUUUUCCGGCCAUUGUCUGAAUUCCCUGAAUUACACUCAACAACAUGGCCCUAUGGAAAAUCCAUUUACGAUGAUCCAAUUCACGCUGCUGAACGCAUCAACGUCCCUGGUUACCGUUAUUUGCCAAUUCAUCGUGAAACUUAUGGCUACUCCCCACGGGCUAUUUACCCACAUCAAUAUAGCUCAUCAUACCGACCAAUCUAUCGUGUUCCACUACGUAACCGUUCACCUUUCGAAUCCGAGAAGGCAUGGCAAGAACAUUUGGAUCGUAUAAGUUUGAACCAUUACUAUCCAAGCCGUUAUCCAUUAUACUUAGUAUACCGUUCCCCACAUCCCGUUUCCAGCGCCUUAAGCGGCAAUUCAUACGAUCCAAAUCGUGCAUGGCAAGAUCAUCUUGAUAGACUUGCAGAAAUUGACAAGUUAUAUCCAUCACACGAACCCCUUUCAUGGAGACACCGUUCACCAACACCAAUUAAACCAAGUACUUUACUUCCACGAGCCAGUGAAAUUGCUUACAACUAUGCCGGUUUGCCAAUCUAUUCACGUGGUGGAUUACCAACAAAAUUAUGGGAUCUAUUAAACCCAUCACCACAUCUACCAAAAUCAGCUAUUACACGUGAUCCAUGGUGGUGGGAUUUACCAAGCUUAAAACCAUUUGACCCUACAUACGAUAGUUGGGGUAAAUCACCUUCCUUUUUGCGUGAUUCAUACUUGUCCCCAGUGAAGCGCACUUACUUAUGGGAUAAACAUCCCAUCCGACCCUUUGACGAGCCAAAAAUUCACGGCUGUGAAUAUGUUAGACUAGGACGUUAAACCGUUUAACUAGUCAACUAAAACACAUUCUUGUGCAACAAUUAGCACACACUGUCUAAUUUAAACGACGAAAAUAAUCGAAAAAAUAAAAACAUAAUUUACACAUACAAAUAUCACAUUAAAAUUCAAAAUUA
Messenger RNA from Chrysoperla carnea, 1263 nucleotides. RefSeq lists its product as uncharacterized. The coding region runs from base 179 to 1129 and encodes 316 amino acids. Lineage: Eukaryota; Metazoa; Arthropoda; Insecta; Neuroptera; Chrysopidae. The transcript has 7 exons. The record is from RefSeq and is a predicted model, not a curated record.